UGGCGGUUGCAGCUCCGAGCCGUUGAGACGCCUACUGCGGCAGCUGGUGGCGCAGGUGGCCGGCGUGGACGUGGGCAGAGGCGGCCAGCUCGCCCUGCAGCCCCAGCGCCGCCGCCCCGCAGGCGCGUCGGGACACCCCGAGGCAUCCUCCUCCAGCCCGCGGGCCCGCCAGUCCCCAGCUCGCGUCCACCACGCUCGCAUCUCCGGAUCGCGGCUGCGCUGCUCCCCCUUCUGGUCUUGGGACUCCCGGCGUCGCCCCCUCAGACAUGACUCGCGAUUUCAAACCUGGAGACCUCAUCUUCGCCAAGAUGAAAGGUUAUCCUCAUUGGCCAGCUCGAGUAGAUGAAGUUCCUGAUGGAGCUGUAAAACCACCCACAAACAAACUACCCAUAUUCUUUUUUGGAACCCAUGAGACUGCUUUUUUAGGACCAAAGGAUAUAUUUCCUUACUCAGAAAAUAAGGAAAAGUAUGGCAAACCAAAUAAACGAAAAGGUUUUAAUGAAGGAUUAUGGGAGAUAGAUAACAAUCCAAAAGUGAAAUUUUCAAGUCAACAGGCACCAACUAAACAGUCAAAUACAUCAUCUGAUGUUGAAGUUGAGGAAAAAGAUACUAGUGUUUCAAAGGAAGAUACUGAUCAUGAAGAAAAAGCCAGCAAUGAAGAUGUGACAAAAGCAGUUGAUAUAACCACUCCAAAAGCUGCUAGGCGAGGAAGAAAGAGAAAGGCUGAAAAACAAGUGGAAACAGAAGAGACGGGAAUGGUGACUGCAGCAACAGCUUCUAAUCUGAAAGCAAGUCCUAAGAGAGGCCGACCUGCAGCUACUGAAGUCAAGAUUCCAAAACCAAGAGGCAGACCUAAGGUGGUAAAACAGCCCUGUCCUUCAGAAAGUGACAUGGUUAUUGAUGAAGAUAAAAGUAAAAAAAAGGGGUCAGAUGAAAAGCAGCCUAAAAAGCAGCUUAAAAAGGAGGAAGAAGGCCAAAAGGAAGAAGAAAAGCCAAGAAAAGAACCAGAGAAGAAAGAGGGGAAGAAAGAAAUUGAAUCUAAACGGAAAAAUUUAGCUAAACCAGGGGUUGCAUCAGCCUCUGAUUCUGAAGAUGAAGAUGAUCAGGAGGGUGAAAAGAAGAGAAAGGGUGGAAGAAACUUCCAGACUGCUCACAGGAGGAACAUGCUGAAAGGCCAACAUGAGAAAGAAGCUGCAGAUCGGAAACGCAAGCAAGAGGAACAAAUGGAAACUGAGCACAUUAAUCCAGUAACUGAAAAGAGAAUACAAGUGGAGCAUACAAGCGAUGAAGAUCUUGAGACAGACUCAUUGGACUGAAUUUUCCCCUCCCCCCCUGAUGGAAGAAAUGUUCCAGAUUCUAAAUUGAGGACUUCACUAUUAAUGGCAUUAUUAACUGUGUUAAUGAUUGUUAACAAAAUAUCCUGUAAGGUACACACUACAUAUUAAGGUUGGCCAUCAUUCCUGUUUUUCUUUUUUCUUUUUUUAAAACCAAGCUUAAAAUGAAGCUUUGUGUUUGAAAGUUAUAAAAAACUUAGAUGAAGAUGGUGGUUGUACAUUAUUUCAUUUAGAAAAUAUGAAAACUCAUUUUGUUUUGAAGCUAGGUGUUAAAAUGGAAUAGCUAUUACGUUCUUGAAAAAAUGGGCAGCUGUGCCCUUCCCUUGACAUUCUUUUGUUGUUAAAUUCUUUAGAGUCUUGGUUUUUUCUUUUUAAUCCUGAGAGAUUAAACAGUAGACUUGUUAAGUAAAAAAAUGAAAUUGUAACCAAAAUUUUAAAAUAAAGUUUUUUUUUAAAAAAACCUGAUUUUUAGGUAUUUUUUUGUUCUUGUCUAUAUUAAUUGGUUCAUAAUAGGGCCUGAAUGCCAAGCCAAGGUACUACUAGAACGUAAAAUUUCUAAUUCAAGAGGUUAUUUUUGUUCAUCUUAGUAAAAUGGUACUUUUUCAUUUAUGAAUGGUGUGGUAAACAUUAGUGGAUAUCACUUAUCUUGUUAACAAUGGCCUCCUUUCUAAUUAAAAAACGCAUAAUAUCUUAAAGCAAGUCUAUUUACUUUUGAAGCUAAUGUUAGAGUCCCUUGAAUUAUCUGACGUUUGGAGAUGUGGGGAACAACUUAAUUGGUAUAAUUUAAUAUUCUUUAAAAAAUAGUUGUAGGAAAAGGAGUUUGAUAUAAAAUUCCUUAUGCACUUAUUUAUAGGUGGUUUCUUCCCAUUGUGGCCUGUUAGUCCAGUGAUCUUGAAAUUGGAUUACAAUUUUUAGCGUUACAUUUCAAUGUGACUGUUUCAAAGUCAUGCUGUGAUAUCACUGAAAGACCAAUUUUCGCAUGUUUGAGUUUUGCCUGUAUUUAUGUUAAUACUGUAGAGGUGCAUAGUUCUAGAAACUAGUCAGUGUCCUGCUUUUUUUAUUUUCAAGGAGCAUUUUUAAAAACCUUUACAUAGGGGAAUAUUGGCAUCUGCUAACCUCAGUCACAAAGUUU
Acomys russatus (golden spiny mouse) is the source of this 2466-nucleotide messenger RNA. RefSeq names its product PC4 and SRSF1 interacting protein 1 (gene Psip1). Gene Ontology annotation, cellular component: nucleus. The transcript has 11 exons. Gene Ontology annotation, biological process: regulation of transcription by RNA polymerase II. Gene Ontology annotation, molecular function: double-stranded DNA binding; transcription coregulator activity. The record is from RefSeq and is a predicted model, not a curated record. Lineage: Eukaryota; Metazoa; Chordata; Mammalia; Rodentia; Muridae. Bases 267 to 1316 code for a protein of 349 amino acids.